Messenger RNA from Torulaspora globosa, 2472 nucleotides. RefSeq names its product Psy2p (gene PSY2). Gene Ontology annotation, molecular function: protein phosphatase activator activity. The coding region runs from base 1 to 2472 and encodes 823 amino acids. The record is from RefSeq and is a predicted model, not a curated record. Gene Ontology annotation, biological process: protein dephosphorylation; DNA damage response. Gene Ontology annotation, cellular component: protein phosphatase 4 complex; nucleoplasm. The transcript has a single exon. Lineage: Eukaryota; Fungi; Ascomycota; Saccharomycetes; Saccharomycetales; Saccharomycetaceae.
AUGUCGAGGGCCAAUGGUCUCGAUGGGGGUGUGAGCUCUCGAGGAGAGACUGUCGUCCGGGAUACAGAACCGAGGAGAGUUAAAGCCUAUGUGUUGGAGAAUAACGAAUGGAAGGACACCGGAACUGGAUUUUGCAUCGGUAAAGUGGACGGGGAAGAUGGGGAAGGCGGCUCGAGGGGAGCGUUUUUGGUGGUUACGAAUGAGGAGGCUUCGCGAGAGGUGCUGCUCCGGUCGCGGUUGGAGGGCAAUAUUGAAUAUCAGAGACAGGAAGAAACGUUGAUUGUUUGGAAGGAUCUGACGGGCAAGGACAUAGCGUUGAGCUUCGAAGAGAGCAUAGGAUGUGAUGCGCUAUGCGAUUUUAUUGUAGAGGUGCAGCGGAACCUGGAGUCAAACAUUUCGUUGGUGGCCGUUAAGUCCAACGAGAGUGGGAUUGGCUCCGUGCAUGAGAUAAUAACGGGUCCUGUGUCUUUGCCUUCCAGCGAUCCCAAGCAGGAUGAGAAGACGCUGAUGAGUGCUUUGAGGAUUCUUAACGAGAAUAUAGCGUUUGAGUUUCUGAAAAAUGAGACCGUUGAGUUCGUGUUGGAGUCGAAUUAUAUUGGCGUUUUGAUAAACCAUUUCCACAAAGCGGAAGCAGAGAAGCUUCCGAGAGAUCUGCUUUUACUAGGUAGUUUGGUCAAGACGCUGAUCCUGUACAAUCAGAGAGAUAUACUGGAGAAAAUGACGGACGAUGAGAAUAUCGUAGGGAUUGUCGGGAUCCUAGAGUACGACACCGACUUUCCAGGCUCCAAGGCAAAUCACAGGAAAUGUUUGGAGGCCUAUAACCCUACUAUCAAGGAAGUAAUACCGAUCCCAAACGAGGAGCUGAAGGAUAUUGUCAAGAAGUGUUUUCGCUUACAGUUUUUGAAAGAUGUUGUCCUUGUACGGUUCUUGGAUGACCACAAUAAUAGUUUCAUUCUCGAGAUUAUCUUAGAUCUGCAAACGUGCAUCAUCGAUUUCAUAAAAGUCGGGCCUUUCCUAGACACUUUAUUCGCACUGUAUGAUGAGAGAGCCGCGGAAGAAGUCGACGAGACCCUUAUUGAGAAACGUAGAGAUGGCAUAAGGUUGUUGCAUCAGUGUGUUCAAACAUCCAAAAACCUAGAUAUGGGAGAUAAAGAGAAUUUUUACCGCACUUUGAUUAAAAAGAAUCUCUUCAAGGUUCUGGACUAUGCAUUUCAUAAGGAAAGAGAAAGCAAUUUGAGGAUUUUGGCCACCGACACAAUCGUAACAAUAAUAGAAUAUGAUAUUCUUCUGAUUUCCAAUGUUCAACGCAAUGAUCGCUCGCUUCAUGAGUUGGACGAGUCUAAUGGAGGGGUUGUACUGGAUAGCAUGAAUGAUGUCGCUCAGGGGAAGACAGAAAGUUUUGAUGUUUCGCUAUUACUAAUAUUGUCGACAAUUCUUCUGACAGACAAAAGCCCCGGCAUGAGAGAACAAGUUAGUCAAGCUCUAAACACGCUACUACACCCUGAAGGCUGUUGCCCGGGAGCGAGCCCGGGAGACGGUCACAAUGGGAACAUGGAUCUUAUGCCAGAUUCGAAUUACGAAACGCAUGUGGGCUGCAAUGGCAGUAUGAUGAAUGGUGACGGUAGCUAUACAGAUUUCCGUAUGACUGAAUGUUUCACAGAAUUCUACAGUCGAGUGGCUCCGAUUCUAUUCAAGCCGCUAAUGGGCGCUAAGGUACAGAGCGUGAACGAUGAGAACCUACUUAUUCAUUUGGUAAAACUGGUAUCUUUCAUUUGUACCGAGCAUAAUCGCCGCAUGUCCAGGGAGUUCAUAUUGGAGAAUCAAAUCUUAGAAUCAGUGAGCCAAUUAAUCGAGCCUUGUCACUCAUUACAGCUAAGGUUGACUGCAGUGAGGUGUUUCAAAAACAUCAUGUGCCUGGACGAUGAGUACUACCACAGGCACAUGAUAUCUAACAAGUUAUACGGACCAAUAUUUUCGUUGCUCCAAGAAAAUUUGAAUAAAGAUAACCUAGCGAACUCUUGUGUGCAAGAUUUUUGCAAGAUUAUAUUGGUGCACUGUUUAGCGACAAGAAUGGAUGUCGACGGACAACAACAAGCAAGCUAUCGGAAAUCAAAUUUUACAUUGUUGAAUAAGCACCUCUUCCAAGACUAUGGGGAAACUAUACAUCGUGCGAAUCACAUCCGUGUUUUCAAUGAACUGAUCGAAUUUUACGAGGAGCAGUCAGCAUUUGAAGACGGGAAAAUAGAUGACAAAGAAGACAUUAGCAUGGAUAGUAAUGGCAACGGGAACUCUCACGUAGCGUUAGAUGAUGAAAAUAAGGCAUUCAAAAGGCUUCGGUCGGAGCCUGAUAUUCUCCCUGAUGAGCAGCACGAAUCGUUUGUCAACAACAAUGUGAAUUUUAAGAAAGUUAUUGAUAAACUGAAUACAGUUGAACCCCCAUCGGCGAUGCUGGGUGAACUAAUGAGAAAAUAG